AUCCUCUAAAUCGUAUUUGGUUCUUUUCGAUAUGAUUUGUUUAUAAAAUUUACUUUGUAACUAAAUCAGGGUGAUGGAAGAUGAAUACUAUUGCAUUUGCGCGCUUAUUACUGGUUAUUCCGCAUCCGCAGUCAUCACUUCAGUCUCCACUGCGAGCUCUAUCAAAGUAACAAAUUAUAUUAACAAAUUAAAAGUAAAUUUUACAAAAAUCAUAAUUUGCAUGACUCUAUCAAAGAGAUCUUCAAGAUCUAUGGAAAUUAUAUAAACAAAGACAAAAGAGAAAAGUAAACAGAGCAAAAAUUUCUUAUGUCGAGUUUCUAUUUUAUCGAAUAUCUAGAAUUCUGUAAAGUUACAAAUUAAAAAUUUUAUUUAAUUGGCCGUAAAUAAAACCUACAUUUCUCACCAAAGACUCGCUCAAAAGUUACAACACAUACCUUACCUUUCUCCUUGUUUCUCUCUUCCCCACUGACAUUACCUUUCCCACACGCAACCUAAGAACAAAUCCUUUUUUUAUUCCUCAAGCAAUCUACGAAACCAAUCACAAUAUUGCUAAUACGACCGUUUUAACUCCACAGUCUUCAACAUGUCUAUGUCUAUGCCCACGACCGAAACAAACAAUAUUAAACCAGUCCGCAAUCUCGUUUCAACGCCGGUCACAAUUUUUUUGACCGGUGGUCUUCUCAUCAUUCUCACCAGUUUCUUCUCCUUCUUCUUCUGUGGAUCUUUUCUCAAGAAACUCUUAAACAUUUGGAACAACCUUAGAAACCGAAACCGUCCUAGUAACCUAAUCCAACCCUCUAUUCCCCCUGAACAUGUUGGCCUUGGCUCCAAGAUCAUUCAAUCCUUCCCUGAGUUUCCAUAUUCGGUGAAAGAUCGUGGGAUGGAUCAGUGUUCUAUUUGUUUGAUAGACUUUAUAGAUGAUGACACCAUGAGGCUCAUUUCUACUUGUAAUCACUUCUUUCACACAAUUUGCAUUGAUCUUUGGUUUGAGUCACACAAGACUUGCCCGGUGUGCCGACGCCAGCUUGAUGUAGAACAGACCACACAAGAAGAGCAGCCGGCUAUUCCUGAAAUUGACUUAGUUACAUCUGAAAGCCAUGAAGAGCGUUUGUCCCGCGACACUUUGACAAUCAUCGUUCACGAGGAGCAUCCUACGACUACAACUAUUGGUAUUAAUUUAGACCAAACAGACGAGAUAGAAAACUAUGAAAGGCGAGUGAAAGAGCCGAAUUUGCGGUUUUGGAGGUCACAUUCUACUGGACAUUCUAUUGUUGUUAAAACCGAAACCGAACAAUCAGCAGAAGAAAAGGAAAAGGAAGAAUUUAAUAUACAUAUUGAGAUCUCUGGAGAAUGUCAAUUUGAAGAUCACAUGAGAAAUUUACCGAACAGAAAUCUGUAUUGUGUUAGGGGAACUUAUUCAGUAGGAUAGAACCUAAGAAUGUGAAAUGGGUUGGCUAAUAUAUCAUUUACUGGAUCCAACAAUGAAAUUGUGUUCUCUUGUCUUAAAGGUCCAAUAUUAUAAUUCUUUUGUAUACCAUAGGUUAAGGUAUUAUAGAUUGUAGUAAUGUCUAUACUCAAAUAUAUGUACUUGAAAACAAACCA
Molecule: messenger RNA, 1602 nt
Organism: Brassica napus (rape)
Lineage: Eukaryota; Viridiplantae; Streptophyta; Magnoliopsida; Brassicales; Brassicaceae
Product: RING-H2 finger protein ATL81
Exons: 1
Coding region: 584-1429 (281 amino acids)
Source: RefSeq, a predicted model, not a curated record